AUGACACAGUCAAACUACUUGACUGUGUCGAAGCCCCUUACGAAGACUACAAUCCAAAAAAAGGAAAACUUUUGGAAUCUAAUAGCCACUGAAUUGGAAAGCUUAAAAACAAAUAUGACAUCAACUGGAUGCCUUAAAAAGUGGCAAAACCUGUUAAGAACAUACAAGGUGUGCAAAGAUGCAAAGAGUAAAACAGGAAGGGGACCCACCCGUUUUAACUUUUUUGAAAAAAUGGAUGGGUUUUUGGGUAGCCAACCCAACAAUAGUAGCCCACAUUCCAUUGACGUACAGUUACUGGGUGAGGCUAGUACAAGCCAGGCUGAUGAAAUUGAAAAAGAGAAUAAUCCGCCAAUAAAUGAAGUUGUGAAUUCCCAAAAAUGGAGGAAAAAUGCUACACUUGAAUUUGAAUUAUUUUUUCCAGAAAAAAAAUUAUACUUAGAGAGAAAGGAAGAAACUAAACCGGCAUUUCUUCAAGAUAAGCAAAAUUGGAAAAAAGAACAAGGAGAAAGGAGACUUAAGAUUGAGGAGGAAAAAAUAAAGAUUCUAAAAGAGUUACUAAAAUAA
Molecule: messenger RNA, 564 nt
Organism: Brassicogethes aeneus
Lineage: Eukaryota; Metazoa; Arthropoda; Insecta; Coleoptera; Nitidulidae
Source: the annotation of a GenBank genome assembly